Molecule: messenger RNA, 1419 nt
Organism: Odobenus rosmarus divergens (Pacific walrus)
Lineage: Eukaryota; Metazoa; Chordata; Mammalia; Carnivora; Odobenidae
Product: AP-2 complex subunit mu-like
Exons: 3
Coding region: 1-1419 (472 amino acids)
Source: RefSeq, a predicted model, not a curated record
AUGAGUGGCCACUCUGAAGCAGGUUCUGGACUGGGAGAUGGAUUUAAAGGAAUUCAACUCGGAGCAGGGGGCGGGCGGACAUCUUGGGAUCUGGAGACUGCCGCCGUGAUUGGAGGCUUAUUCAUCUAUAAUCACAAGGGGGAGGUGCUCAUCUCCCGGGUCUACCGAGAUGACAUCGGGAGGAAUGCAGUGGAUGCCUUUCGGGUCAAUGUUAUCCACGCCCGGCAGCAGGUUCACAGCCCCGUCACCAACAUCACUCGCACCAGUUUCUUCCAUGUUAAGCGGUCCAACAUCUGGUUGGCAGCUGUCACCAAGCAGAAUGUCAAUGCUGCCAUGGUCUUCGAAUUCCUCUAUAAGAGGUGUGACGUAAUGGCUGCCUACUUUGGCAAGAUCAGUGAGGAGAACAUCAAGAACAAUUUUGUGCUCAUAUAUGAGCUACUGGAUGAGAUCCUGGACUUUGGCUAUCCACAGAAUUCAGAGACAGGAGCACUGAAAACCUUCAUCACUCAGCAGGGUAUCAAGAGCCAGCAUCAGACAAAAGAAGAGCAAUCCCAGAUCACCAGCCAGGUGACCAGGCAGAUUGGCUGGCGGCGGGAGGGUAUCAGGUAUCGCCAGAAUGAGCUCUUCUUGGAUGUGCUGGAGAGUGUGAACCUCCUCAUGUCCCCCCAGGGGCAGGUGCUGAGCGCCCAUGUGUCAGGCCAGGUGGUGAUGAAGAGCUACCUGAGUGGCAUGCCUGAGUGCAAGUUUGGGAUGAAUGACAAGAUUGUCAUUGAGAAGCAAGGCAAAGGCACAGCUGAUGAAACAAGCAAGAGUGGGAAGCAAUCAAUUGCCAUCGGUGACUGCACCUUCCACCAGUGUGUGCGACUCAGCAAGUUUGACUCGGAACACAGCAUCAGCUUCAUCCCACCAGAUGGAGAGUUUGAGCUAAUGAGGUAUCGUACCACCAAGGACAUCAUCCUUCCUUUCCUGGUGAUCCCACUAGUGCGAGAAGUGGGACGCACCAAGCUGGAGGUUAAGGUGGUCAUCAAGUCCAAUUUCAAGCCCUCAUUACUGGCUCAGAAGAUUGAGGUGAGGAUCCCAACCCCACUGAACACAAGCGGGGUACAGGUGAUCUGCAUGAAAGAAAAGGCCAAGUACAAGGCCAGCGAGAACGCCAUCGUGUGGAAGAUCAAGCACAUGGCAGGCAUGAAGGAAUCGCAAAUCAGCGCAGAGAUUGAACUUCUGCCCACCAAUGACAAGAAGAAAUGGAAAUGGGCUCGACCCCCCAUUUCCAUGAACUUUGAGGUGCUAUUCCCACCCUCUGGCCUCAAAGUGCGCUACUUGAAGGUGUUGGAAUCGAAGCUGAACUACAGCGACCACGAUGUCAUCAAAUGGGUGCGCUAUAUUGGCCACAGCGGCAUUUAUGAGACCCGCUGCUAG